Paramecium tetraurelia is the source of this 561-nucleotide messenger RNA. RefSeq lists its product as uncharacterized. The record is from RefSeq and is a predicted model, not a curated record. The transcript has 3 exons. Lineage: Eukaryota; Ciliophora; Oligohymenophorea; Peniculida; Parameciidae.
AUGUAUAAUUUUCAUUUUGUCGUCAAUCCAAAAGAGAAGCUGAAUUUUUCAAAUCAGAAAGCUUAAAUUCAAAUCCAAAACAUUACCAGAUAUCAUUUGGCAUUUAAAAUCAGAACAACUAACAAUGUAGAUUUUAAAGUGAUUGGAAAUAAAGGCAUCCUCAAUCCAAUGACUACAAAUAUAAUCCAAAUCAUAAGCAAUAAAGAAAAUAUCGCAAAGGCAAAAUUUUAGAUUUAGACAGUGAUUAUCAAUCCUAACGAUAACAUUGACACUGCCUUUUAGAGAGCCAAUUCAGAACAGAUCUAAACGGAGACAUUGAAAACAAAGCCCACCUUUGGAGAAGACACACAUUCAUUAAUAUCGGAUACUUCCUUUUUCAAAUCAACAGCGGCUCCCAAACAAAUUGUUCCUCUUCCUCCUAUUGAUCAGAUUUAGAUUUCUCCAAGUGAAAAGAAGGAUGAAUACUAGCCAACUGUUUUCCAUUUGUUGUUUGUUGGAGCAGCUUGCCUAUUAAUUGGCUACUUUACGCAUAUGUUCAAGAGUGGUGGUAGCAAUUGUUGA